AUGAAAGUUGUGAAGCGUCUUCCUCUGCUACUGGGCUUCUGGACUCUGGUUUACCUGGAUCCUGUCCUCGCCUCGCUCAGCCGGACCAGGCAGACGGACACGCACCGGCGGGGAGAGGCGGCGGUGCGCGCUCUCACCGGGGGAGGAGGUGACCCACACCGGACCGGGACGGUCGGCGGGGGAGCCGGUGGGUCUACGGUAGCUGCCGGUAGACUACCUUUGACCGUUUCGGGGACGUGGAAACCCACGGCGGGGAGUCCGGCUAGGAUCACGCGAAUUCGGGCUGGCCCUCCGUUAAUCAAAGGCGAAACGGCGGUCGUUAAAAGCAAGGCUACGGCGGUGACGUCCGCGUCCUCGGCGUCGCUGCCGCGUAAUGGGGCUGUGAACCGGGCGCAGCUACUGACGCAGCACCGGGACAGAGCGAUCAGCCUGGGGCGCAAAGACGCUGCGCGCUCCUGGUUACCCGCCGGGGAGGCGCAGCAUAAGGCGCACACGCCCGACGCUUUCAGUGCACACGCAGCGGGGAAAGGAGCCGGGGCAACGGAAGGCGGCGGAGGCGGCGGUCCAUCGGGAAAACAUAGCGGAAAAGCGGUUUCAAGGUCGGCUGCGGUAGCUCCGGUGCGCGCCGCGGCGCCGCUCCACAAAGGUGCCGGCGGGCAGCAGCAGCAGCAGUAUGCGGCACCGGCAGCCCAGAGGAAUGCCGGCGUUAAAGCCACGGCGGCCAAAGCGAGUGAACGGGAGGGGCAUCACAGACAGCCGCUGGUUACUCCUCACGACUACAUGCUGUCGUUAUAUUGGUCGCUCUCUGCCGGAGACUUCAACAGCAGCACUCUGCACGACGCGGGCUUGGCCAACACAAUAACGAGCUUUGUGGAUAAAGGACAAGAUGAACGUGGUCCCCAGCUGAGACGGCAGAAGUACCACUUCAACAUCAGCUCUCUGGACAGAGAUGGACUCCUGGGGGCCGAGCUACGCAUCCUGAGGAAGCGCCUGUCUGAUCCUCGCAAAGCUUCAAAUGAAGCCUUGGGAUCUCCAGCCACAGGGGGCGGUGGUGGGGGUGGCCCUUCCCCGUACCUGAAGCUGUACACCUGCACUUCAGGUAAACAGAAGCCUACUCUGCUCCAGACACGGACCAUAGAGGAUCUGGUCGGUGGUAUGAUCAUCAGCAAGUGGGAGGUGUUUGACAUCUGGAAAGUCUUUAAGGGCUUCAGAAACCAACAGAUCCAGCACACUCAGCAGCUGUGUUUUGAACUUGAGGCUCUGGAGCACCGAGGAGGUCGCCCAACCGACCUACGGGCUCUAGGGUUUGCUCGGACCGGAAGGACCAACAAGGAGAAAGCUUUCUUCCUGGCAUUUGGUAAGACCAAGAAGCAUGACCUGUUCUACAAUGAGAUCAAGGCACGGUCAGGUCAUGACAACAAGACUGUCUACGAGUACCUGUUCACUCAACGGCGAAUGCGUCGGGCCCCUGCGACAAGGGGCGCCAAAAAGACGCCGCAACAGUCACAGCCACAGUCUCACCCACCGCACCAGGCAGUCAAAGCCCAGACAAGGCCACGCUGCCACCGAAGACAGCUCCAUGUCAACUUCAAGGAAAUGGGCUGGGAUGACUGGAUUAUUGCGCCACUCGAGUACGAGGCCUUCCAUUGUGACGGUGUCUGCGACUUCCCUAUCCGCUCACACCUGGAGCCAACCAAUCAUGCCAUCAUACAGACGCUUAUGAACUCUAUGGACCCGGACUCAACCCCACCCACCUGCUGCGUCCCGACGCGCCUCAGCCCAAUCAGUAUCCUCUACAUCGACUCAGCCAACAAUGUCGUCUACAAGCAGUACGAGGACAUGGUGGUGGAGUCAUGUGGCUGCAGGUAG
Molecule: messenger RNA, 1869 nt
Organism: Lampris incognitus (smalleye Pacific opah)
Lineage: Eukaryota; Metazoa; Chordata; Actinopteri; Lampriformes; Lampridae
Gene: gdf5
Product: growth differentiation factor 5
Exons: 2
Coding region: 1-1869 (622 amino acids)
Biological process (GO): BMP signaling pathway; SMAD protein signal transduction
Cellular component (GO): extracellular region
Molecular function (GO): cytokine activity; growth factor activity
Source: RefSeq, a predicted model, not a curated record